Coniophora puteana RWD-64-598 SS2 is the source of this 3018-nucleotide messenger RNA. Its product is annotated as glycoside hydrolase family 115 protein. The transcript has 21 exons. The record is from RefSeq and is a predicted model, not a curated record. The coding region runs from base 1 to 3018 and encodes 1005 amino acids. Lineage: Eukaryota; Fungi; Basidiomycota; Agaricomycetes; Boletales; Coniophoraceae.
AUGCGUGUUACUGGGGCCUUGCUCGGGCUCGCCGCCCUCAUUGGGUGUGCAAGUGCCAUCGGGCAGAUGAACUGCACCUCUUUCCUGUCUGGCGCUUCUACCUUCCCUAUCGUUGCGAACGGGACAGCUGCGCCGAUCUAUAUCUCAUCAGAAGACUGGCUCGGUGUGCAACGAGCGGCGACAGACUUCGCAGAGGACAUUGAACGCGUAACAGGCGUAAAGCCUGCAUUCAAUAAUGUCACUGCCGCAAGCGUUUCCUCUGCAAUUCCGGCGGGCACGCAGCCUAUCAUCGUCGGAACACUCGGCAUGUCACCGCUUAUCGACCAGAUUGUCAACAAUACGGGAUUGGACGUGUCGUCUGUGGAGAAUCAAUGGGAGGCGUUCAUAACGCGUGUAGUCGAGAACCCUCUUCCGGGCGUGUCAAGCGCGUAUGUGAUGAUUGGAGCUGACAAGAGAGGUUCGAUCUACGCGAUGUACGAUCAUUCUGAGCAAUUCGGCGUUUCUCCCUGGUACUGGUGGGCAGACGUCCCCACGACGCAGCACGCGGAGCUCUUCGUCUCUCAGACGGGGUGCUACCACGGGAGCCCUACGGUGAAAUACCGGGGCAUCUUCCUAAACGAUGAGCAGCCCGCUCUCGAGAACUGGGCAAUGCACUACUUCUCCAAUGGCACGGGCGCCUACUACACCGGGUCGCCGUUCAAUUCAGAUUUCUAUCGCACUUUGUUUGAACUCAUUCUGCGAAUCAAGGGCAACUACCUAUGGCCAGCCAUGUGGGCUAGCGCCUUCGGCGUCGAUGACCCUCUUAAUCAGUACUAUGCAGACAUGUACGGCGUAGUUAUGGGCACCAGCCACGAAGAACCAAUCAUGCGCUCACUCCCAGUUGAAUGGGACCUCUUCGGUACUGGCCCAUACGACUAUGUCGCAAACAAGCAAAACGUCUAUGAUUUCUGGGUCGCCGGAGCGAAGCGUGGUGCGCCGUAUGAGAACAUAUACACUAUGGGGAUGCGAGGCCUCGGCGACUUGCCGCUCGGCGAUACAAUCAACAUCCCUCUGCUCGAAGGGAUCGUGUCUGAUCAGAGACAGAUUCUGAGCGACUACGUCAAUAAUAACGUCACAGCAAUUCCGCAAAUGUGGUGUCUAUACCAGGAAGUCAUAGGAUACUACGAGGAUGGGAUGACUGUCCCUGACGAUGUCACGCUACUAUGGGCAGACGACACAUGGGGCAAUAACGAGCGUUAUCCACUCUACAACGAGACGAGCAGAGCUGGUGGAGCUGGUAUUUACUACCACUAUGAUCUGGUGGGACCGCCGAGAGACUACAAGUGGAUCACCAGUAGUCAAAUGGAGAAGACCUACAACCAGAUGUCUCUCGCUGUCGAGCGCAACGCGACCCGCAUCUGGAUCCUCAACGUCGGCGACCUGAAGGGAUACGAGAUGCCAAUUGAGUACUUCAUCAACCUUGGCUGGGACUCAACAAUUUGGAACCAAGACAAUAUCUAUUCGUUCGUCACGAGCUGGGCUACACGCGAGUUCGGGCUUGACGACGACGAUCGCGAGGCGGUCGCAAGCAUCAUCCAUAACCUCACGAGGUACAACUCGCGGGUGAAGCCGGAGCUGGUCAACUCGACGACGUAUAGUUUGACGAAUUAUCGCGAGGCUGAGACAAUGCUUAAUAACUGGGAAACCGUGCUGAACGAGUCGACGCGGAUCUACAACAGUCUUUCGACUGAGAAGCAGCCCGCGUACUUCGAGCUUGUUCAUCACCCCGUCAUGGCUAGCUCUACUGUCAACAUGAUGUGGAUCUAUGCUGGGAUGAAUAAUCUUCUUGCCUCUCAGGCUCGUGUCGGCGCAAACGGCUAUUUCACCAAGGUGCAGGAACUCUUCCAGAAGGACUAUGAUAUCGAGGAGAUGUACCAUACGAUUUUGGAUGGUACCAUCAUGGAUCAGCCCAACGUGAUGUAUUAUUACUGGCAACAGCCAAUGCAGGACACAAUGCCUAUGGUGACGUGGGUGCAACAGCGAAAAGCAAACAUCGCUGGUGUCAUGAGGAUCACCCCCGAGGAGAGCAGCGGUGCCUGGCCAGGCGACAACGAGAACGACUGUGCUCAAGGUUACAGCUGCCCCAAUCCGACUGUAUACCUCGAUCCUUACCUCCCAUUUGGGAGCAAAUACGUCGACGUCGGCUUGGGCGGCUCGGAGAACUUCACCUUUACCGUCACAUCCAAUGUCAGCUGGAUCACAGUCUCUCCUUCCGGAGGAUCCGUCUCGUUGUCAAAUCCUGAGCAGCGUGUGUACGUGAGCGUCAAUGACUGGAGCCAGGUUUCGGGCAAUCAAUCUGCUCUUGUGAAUUUCACCACGACGGGACCGGAUGCGACGGAUACGACCCUUCAGAACUUCACAAACACGUUGACUGUGCCGGUGACGUUUGUCGCAAACCACACACAGCCGGCUUCCAAUUUCACUGGCUUUGUCGAAGGUGAUGGUGUGAUUUCUGUUGGUGCGGCGCACACCUCCAGCAACACGUCUGCGGCUGGCAUAACGUGGACUGAGCUUCCUGGGUAUGGUCGGACGCUGUCAGGCGUCACCCCUAUGCCUCGUACAGCGGAUAACAACACCAACUUUACCGCUGGAGCCGGUCCUUCCGCACGCUACGACUUCUACAACUUCAACACGAUUGGCCAGGAGGGCAACAUCACCAUCACAGCCUACCUUGGACUCAUUCUCAACACGAACGGCAACGAUCGCCCGACCGCAUUUGCCCUGCAGGUGGAUGACGGCGAACCACAGACCGAGUAUUACGUCCCGUCGGCAUCUCCUGGGACGCAGCCACCCGAGUGGGAUAAUUGGGUCGCACAGAACACGAUCACGACUCAGACAAAUUUUACUGCUUGGCCCGGUGCCCACACCCUUACAGCAAUCAUUUUACUUGAGAAAAACCACUUGCUUAUGCAAAUAUUCACAGACACUGGCGGCCUGCUCCCAAGCUACCUUGGUCCUCCAGAGAGCAUUCGCGUGUAG